This is a messenger RNA of Ricinus communis (castor bean), 348 nucleotides long. RefSeq lists its product as uncharacterized. The record is from RefSeq and is a predicted model, not a curated record. Lineage: Eukaryota; Viridiplantae; Streptophyta; Magnoliopsida; Malpighiales; Euphorbiaceae. The transcript is spliced from 3 exons. The coding region runs from base 1 to 348 and encodes 115 amino acids.
AUGGAAAAUGUUGAUUUCGAUCAAUUGCCUCAAGAAUUUGUGUUUCCAGUAUGUAAUUGUGGUCAAUCUGUUGUGUUAAAAGCUUCUUGGACCUUAUCAAACCCCAGUCGAAGGUUCUUUGGAUGGAGAAACUUUGGCAGGAUCGGUGCUUGUGGGUAUUUUCUGUGGUUUGAUCCUCCUGUGUAUGAACAUUCAAAACAUGUAACUAAUAGAUUGUUGAAGCGUGUGAGAAGAAUUGAAGCUGAAAAUGAGACUGAAAAACGCAAAGCCAUUGUGAUGGUUGUGCUAUUGUCUGAUGUUCACAAUAUUUUUACCUUUUCACUUGAGUCCUGGUGGCUUGAAACCUAG